Nilaparvata lugens (brown planthopper) is the source of this 5811-nucleotide messenger RNA. RefSeq names its product pair-rule protein odd-paired-like. Gene Ontology annotation, biological process: central nervous system development; regulation of transcription by RNA polymerase II. Gene Ontology annotation, molecular function: RNA polymerase II cis-regulatory region sequence-specific DNA binding; DNA-binding transcription factor activity, RNA polymerase II-specific. Gene Ontology annotation, cellular component: nucleus. The record is from RefSeq and is a predicted model, not a curated record. NCBI's taxonomy places the organism in Eukaryota, Metazoa, Arthropoda, Insecta, Hemiptera, Delphacidae.
GUAUCGAACAUCCACGGGUGAGGUCGGCUCAUGCGGCUCGGUUCGUGAGAAAAUUGACGGGACGGUUCGUGUGAUUGUGCGGCGAGAGUUUGUGUGUUCGUGAUAAACACGGAAAAUAUAACUAGAACAAAUAUUUUGGGGGAAAAAUUGGAAAUUUCCUUGCUAAGAACGAGUGUUUUCCUAACCGCGCGCUUUUUCUCAUUAGAAAAAUACUAACUUAAGCAAAAAAUUUUGAGUAAAAGAUCUGAGAAUCUCGUCACCAAAGAUCGGAUGUUUUGUGAUCGGAUAUUCUACUGUUAUUGAUAGUUCGGAACUAUAUUAUAUAUUGGGUGGGACAAAACAAAAAAUUCAAUCACCGAAGAUCAUCCUGUAUUUUGUUUUUCGUUUGGAAAUUUUCUCCCUGAAUGAUAUGUGAAGAUAUGCCGGUGGGAAAAUAUGAAAAGUUUAGUUUUGCGUGUGUAUAAGAGGUAUUGUUUAUGACAGUCAAGUUAAGUGUGUGAUUUAUAGAAUAAGAGAAAAACUGUAACUUUUGUAUUCCACCACCAAAUUUUGGUUAGAACUUUAGGUUAAAAGUAAAAUAGGUACUAUCAGCGUGUGGAUCACCACAAAAAAUAAUGAAAACCAAAUGACCAGGAAAUUUUCACUGAAAUUAGAAGCUUAACCAAACAAAAUUUUCAAAUCUGCGAUGAGGUACAAAGACAGAGGGAAAUUGAGGGAAUGAAAAUGGAGUUAUCAAAUCCUCAUGAGUCUUUUCCCACCUCUUGGUGAUAUAGGACAACUAGAACGUGAGAAACUAUCUUGGAUACAAUUUGUUAGUGAGAUAGUGUAUGAAGAAAGUGGAAAAUUAUAUUGGAGACAGCUUUUUGGUGACAUAAAACGUGAUAAAGUAUGUUGGACACUAUUUAAUGGUGAUAUAGUAGGUAUUGAUAGUGAAAAAGUAUGUUGGACACCGCCUCCUGGUGACACACUACGACUAGAACCUCCGUAGAAAUGCUGAACGCUUUCGUAGACAGCGGUGGUCACCACCAUCACCACCAUCCUCAUCAUCACCCUACCCUGCAGUCGUUGGGGUUGAAGAUGAGUCCACCACCGCCCCCCGUGCCUCAUCACCAGCACCAGGGUGUCCACCCCCAGCCAAUGGCCCCCGUGGCAACACCCCAGGAUGGCGGCCAACAUUUCCACCAGGGCUACCACCAUCUGGAACCGCAUCCUGGGUAUUUCAUCCGGCGGGAACAUGAGUACCAACCGAGCUACCCUGCCGUCGAUCAUGGAGGGUAUCACCCUGGGUUGUAUCCGCACCCUCACCACCACCACACCCGGCCUGAAACAGUGUCCUAUCCUCAGGAUCAUCUCCACCAGGGUGCAGCCUCCUACAACAUGACGGCACCCCCGCAUGGCGCGUUCCUCCGCUAUAUGCGGCAACCCGUCAAGCAGGAGAUGACCUGCAUGUGGGUGGACACUCCGGGACCUCGAAAGACCUGCGGCAAAGCCUUCACGUCCAUGCAGGAGAUAGUGACCCAUUUGACAGUGGAACACGUGGGGGGACCUGAGUGUACGACGCACUCCUGCUACUGGCAGGGAUGUCCCCGCAACGGACGGCCCUUCACAAAGUACAAACUCGUCAACCACAUCAGAGUGCACACCGGUGAAAAGCCGUUUCCCUGUCCGUUUCCCGGCUGUGGAAAAGUGUUUGCCCGCUCGGAAAAUCUCAAAAUUCAUAAGCGGACGCAUACAGGUGAAAAGCCGUUCAAAUGUGAGUUCGACGGGUGUGAUCGCAGGUUUGCCAACAGCUCGGAUCGAAAAAAGCACUCUCACGUCCACACGUCCGACAAGCCCUACAAUUGCCGAGUCUCAGGCUGUGACAAGUCAUACACACACCCCAGCUCACUCAGGAAACAUAUGAAGGUGCAUGGAACUGACAAGAACUCAGCAGCGGGCUACGACAGUGACGAUAGCAACAGCUCUUCAACGGGUUCAAUCAGCGUGGCGGAGAACACCACACCAGGCAGCACGGGCACCUCCCCCCUCCACCAUCCGCACCACAUGGGCACCACCAUACCACCCACCGCAGUGCCGCCACCGGUCAACAUACCGCCCAUACCCAACCACGAGUGGUAUGUGGGUAUGCCCACGCCACCUUCCAACGAGCACUCACCCAUCAACCACCAUCACCACCACCAUUUCAACCAUCAUCACCACCUGCACCAUGGUGCGGCCACCGCCUACUGAGACAGUACCCCCGCUUCACCUAUGGUCAACUGGAGACACCUCAACAACCUAUGACUGGAGGGUAUGGGGUUGGAAGGCUUCAAGGAGGAAGGGUUCCAACUCUUCUAGAUAAUGAAUAUACAUCAUUAUUUCAUGGGUUACAUGCGUAGAGAUAGGUUUCAAGGUCAUCUAAGUGAUUUCAAGGUCAAAAUCUAUGAGGUGAAAGUCUUAUAAAGAGUAAGGGGCUCGAUUUCAAGGUCAUAUCAUUUUUUUAAAUUUUGAUUCAAUUAAAAAGUUUUUUUUUCAAUAUAAAAAUGAUUUUUGUGUGUUUUGAAUUGUAAAUUGAGUGUUAAAUUGAAGAAUGUUAAAUGACACAUAACCUAGCUACAUUUGGACUGUUGUAUAAAUUAGAAUUGGAAACGUUUUGGGCUCAUAAGCCGGUGGUACUUUUCUGUGAGUUGUGUGAUUCCGAAUAAUCAAAUAAAUAUGAGGAUCAUCGAUUUCAAGGUCAUCCAAACCCUUUAUAACAAAAAGCUGUGAUUGGGUUAGAAAAAAGAAGAUAUUUCUCUAGCUGCAUUGAACAGCCGUUCCUCGUUCCUCGCAGAAUAAUGUCUGCUGACUUCUGGAAUUGCCUAUGAAUCAAUCUAAUUUGCUAAUUGCUUGUGUCGAGCUAAUUUGCUCAUUGUCAUCUCUCUUACCAAUUGUCAGACUACGGUUAUUGUCGAUUGGUUGUUCUCACUCUACUUACCGAUUACAGAACGGCACGACACGGCAGGACAGGUAGCUCUCCUAUUGGUCAAUUAGUAGACUGACAUAUAGAGGAUCAGCCAAUUAGAAGGCAUCCUGCCCUGUUUUGUCGUUUCUGUGCUGUCCCGGAAUCGGUAAGUGUGAGAGCAAUCAUUUUCUGAUGGGCGAUUGCACCCAGAUAACCAUAAUGACCUUCGAUUGGCUGAGAAUCAGCUAUUGAGAAUUAACCAAUCCGAGGACAUUCUGGUUGUUGUAACAAGAUUCAAGAUUCAUGAUCUCUUUAUUGCAGGAAAAAAUUCAAGAUUCAAGAUUCCGUUAUUGCAGAAAACAUUGAUACAAAUGCCUAUGCAUUCGUCAUAGAUUAAACUUGGUAAAUAAAAAGUAUUUACAUUCAGAGAAAUAAAAAUUCAAACACAAGCAUACAAACAGCAAAAAAAAUACCCUCAACAGAACAAUAAUUAAUGUCGACCGACAAUCAAUUUGCACAAUUGUUUAUUGUGAUGCAUGAUGAAGAAAUGAAUAAAAAAAAAAUUGAUAAAUUAAUUAAUAAAUAUUGUGAUGGGAGAAUUAGUCAACUAUUCAUGCUAAAAUCCUGAUAUUACCAGGGAAGAUUACCUUGAAAUCCAGUCGAAACCUUGAAGAUCAUUCCAGCACUUUUCAAAGAUAUUUUUACUUCUCUAGGAAUUAAACCCUUGACAAAUCAUUGACUAGUAACAUAGUUGUACCGUUACCAUAGAGUUGUCUAGUUACUUCAGGAGAACAGUUGUAUGAUUUAUGAUUUCAAUUCACGACAAAGUUUUUGGUACUAGAACCUUAGAACUCAAUAUGAAAUCUUGUAGUAAUCCGAAAAACUCCUACGAAACAUCCUUCCAAUCUCAUACUCACAUUCGCAUGCUCCAGUUUAAAUUAGUGAAAAAUUUUGAAGUGAAGUGGGGGUAUGGUUGGUGGUAAUAAAUACUGCACAAGAUUUUUUUUUCCCCAUGACUUUUAUAGAACAAUCAAAGUGGUGUUAAACUUGAUUUUAUCUUUAAUUUGAAACAAAGACUUGUAACUUGUUUUCAAGUGUAUAUAAAAUUGCCUUCUGUCUCUAAUCAUAGUGUAAUAAUGUAUUUGUGAUGUAAGUCUAUUGUAAGCCGUACCUACAUUGUAAAUUUACACUGUACAGUCAUUUUUAGGAAGUAAGCCGCGUUGUAAUAUUAGAGAGACUGUUGACUAUAUUAUUUUUGAAGCCUUCUGUAAAGCGAUGGAGCAAUGUUAUAAAGCAAAGUACAUUCUGAAUAUUUAGUAAUGUAAGUAGCCUACUCGUGAAAUGCGUGAUACCGUUUAUGAUUUUAAGACUUGAAUAAUUCUUGUUUAUCAAAGUCUCAUCGAUAGACUUUCUGAUUAAGUUUCUUGUUUAUAUCACUUCGAGUAUCGGACUAAAAUAGCUUUAUAUUUCAAAUUUCAUGGAAAAUUCUCAUUAUUUUUGUUCCUAGUGUAUCAGAUUGAGUAUUGAUCAGUAAUUCAUAAAUAUUAUUUUCCCGUAUAGAUUUUCUAAAGAAAUCCAGCUUUGAGCUCUUCGAAAAGUUUCAUCCACAGAAUUAGUCAAACAUAAUUUCAGCGGAUUACUAUUAUCUUCACAAGGUUAAUAGAAAUACUAUCUAUAAGUUUUGAAUAUGUGCUUAUUGUGGAAACUCAUAUUUAUUUGAACUACGUUUUUGAUUUUCCUCCCUUCUAUUUUAUCUUCUGGAAGUGUGUACUCCUCUAUUUUUCCCUUAUAGUGAGGUCCACGUUGUAAUUGCAUUGUUUGAUUAGCAAUGUAUUGCUAUCCUUGCCUAUCAUUCAACAAAGCGGAUAGCACUAUCUCUUCCUCGCUUUUCUCUGUUGCCAGAUUGUCUUUGAAAAAUGUAGAAUUAAUAAUUAAUCAACAAAAUAUUUCAUCUUUAUUAUUGGAAUUCAUUAUGAAAGUACUGGUAAAUAUAAUUUUAAACUUAAUAAAAUAUAAUUGAUUAUUUUAAAUGAGAAUGAACCAUUAAUAUUACAUCAAUAAACCUGUAUCAGCUACCGUUUAUAGAUCGGCAUCGUUUUCUCCUAUCUUUCUCCACUGCCAUUAUAACGUGAACCUCACUAUAAACUUUUUUCAAUCUGUGACAUCAAAAUAGUAUCAAGUUAUCAAUUAAUAAGGUUUUAGAGGAUUCAUAUAAAACUAUUAAUUGAAUGAAAAAUAUUGCUUUUGAAUGAGUUGUAGCUGAAUUUUUAUCAUCAAAAUUCUCACACUUCUCAUAUGAAACGUCAUCAAGAUUUAUAUUAUUGAACUUUUUUGAUUAUUUCCUUAGUUUGUUUAUCACUUAUCCGUUCUCAUUCUAGUGAUCACAUUAUCUGUUCUCCAGCAUUGAUCAUUGCGUGGGCAUACAAGGAAAAUCCACUAAGCUCAUGAAAGUAAAUUCAGGAAAUCAAUUUCUAACAUCAAUCAUAAUUUCAUUAUAGUGAUUUUUCACAAAAUAAUUUCAUACUGCAAGAAAUUGAAUAUUCUUCAUUUGUUUGAUAGUUGAUUAUUUAACAUUCAUAGUUUAUAGAAUUAAUUAAAAACUAAUAAAAAAUCAAAGUUUGGAAAAAUUGGAGGUUCAGUUUCCUUGUAAGCCCCCUCUUCUUUUAUCUAUAUCAACUUGUUUAUUUUAUUUACUUGAAUAAUUAUUUAUUGUUUUAUCUGCUCCCUGUCGAGUGCCUUUCAUAAACUUAAAAUUGUGUAACUGAAAUCUAAAUGAAAAUGUCUACCUUGCCUUCAAUAUAUUGUCAAUCACACUGUGCUCUUCUAACUUGAAUUGAACAGCUUUCGUCGAAACACUUACACAUUGAAAUAAAUAUGAAUACUAAGAA